Pteronotus mesoamericanus is the source of this 1981-nucleotide messenger RNA. It is a transcript of the gene VGF, whose product is annotated as VGF nerve growth factor inducible. The record is from RefSeq and is a predicted model, not a curated record. NCBI's taxonomy places the organism in Eukaryota, Metazoa, Chordata, Mammalia, Chiroptera, Mormoopidae. Gene Ontology annotation, molecular function: neuropeptide hormone activity. Bases 137 to 1981 code for a protein of 614 amino acids. The transcript is spliced from 2 exons. Gene Ontology annotation, biological process: carbohydrate homeostasis; regulation of synaptic plasticity.
GCCCGUCGCUCGUAUCCUAGCCACCUCUUGGAGCCUAGGCGAACGCGUCCAGAUCUUCCCCUGUCCCCACCCUGCCUCGACCCUCCUCUUCACCACCUGCGUCGUGACACCAGCUGUCUCAGACAGUCUCUUGGUCAUGAAAUCGCUCAGGUUGCCGGCUUUCUCCCUCUUCUGCUUCCUUCUACUGCUUAAGGGGCUGGGAGGAGCGCCCCCCGGGCGCCCUGAGGCGAAGUCACCUCCUCUCAGCUCUGAGCAUAAAGAGCCGGUAGCUGGGGACGCAAUACCCUGGCCAAAGGAUGGUCCCGCUCCAGAGGUCCGAGCCGCUCGAAAUUCGGAGCCGCAGGACGACGGAGAGCUUUUCCAGGGGGUGGAUCCCCGGGCGCUGGCCGCGGUGCUGCUACAGACACUCGAUCGCCCGGCCUCGCCCCCGGCGCCAGGCGGCUCCCCGCGGGGGCCAGAGGAAGAAGCAGAAGAAGCCCUGCUAACCGAGACCGUGCGAAGCCAGACCCACAGCCUCCAAGCGCCAGAGACCCAAGCACCCGCGGCCCCGCCUCUCUCUCAGACUCAGGAGAAUGGUCCCGAUGCGGGCGACCCCUCCGAGGAGCUCGAGGCGCUAGCUUCUCUGCUCCAGGAACUGAGAGAUUUCAGUCCGAGCAGCGCCAAGCGCCAGCAGGAGACCGCAGCAGCAGAGACGGAAACUCGCACCCACACGCUGACCCGAGUCAACCUGGAGAGCCCGGGGCCGGAGCGUGUGUGGCGCGCUUCCUGGGGAGAGUUCCAGGCGCGCGUCCCGGAGAGGGCGCCCCUGCUGCCCCCGGCUCCUCAACAAUUCCAGGCUCAUAUACCCGAGAGUCGCCCCCUUCCCGAAGCCCACCAGUUCGGGGGAAAAGUGCCCUCCCCCAAAACACACCUAGGCGAGGCUUUGGCACCCCUGUCGAAGGCGUACCAAGGCCUGGGCGCCCCCUUCCCCAAGGUGCGCCGGCCGGAGAGCUCACUUCUGAGCGGCUCCGAGGCGGGGGAACGCCUUCUACAGCAAGGGCUAGCUCAGGUAGAGGCAGGGCGGCGGCAGGCCGAGGCCACCCGGCAGGCCGCGGCGCAAGAAGAGCGGCUGGCGGACCUUGCCUCGGACCUGCUGCUCCAGUAUUUGCUGCAGGGCGGGGCCCGGCAACACGGCCUGGGGGGUCGGGGGCUGCAGCAAGAGAAGGAGCUGGAGAGCGAGAGGGAGGAGGCGGAGCAGGAGAGACGCGGCGGUGAGGGGAGGGUGGGGGAAGAGGACGAGGAGGCAGCGGAGGCGGAGGCGGAGGCGGAGGAGGCGGAGAGGGCGCGGCAGAACGCGUUACUGUUCGCUGAGGAGGACGGGGAAGCCGGAGCCGAGGACAAGCGCUCCCAGGAGGAGACGCCUGGUCACCAUCGGAAGGACGCUGAGGGGGCAGAGGAGGGCGGGGAGGAGGAGGACGACGACGACGAAGAGAUGGACCCACAGACGAUCGAUAGCCUCAUUGAGCUGUCCACCAAACUCCACCUGCCAGCGGACGACGUGGUCAGCAUCAUCGAAGAGGUUGAGGAGAAGCGGAAGCGGAAGAAGAACGCCCCUCCGGAACCUGUGCCGCCCCCACGGGUUGCCCCCGCCCCCACCCACGUCCGCUCCCCUCAAUCCCCGCCCCCCGCCCCCGCCCCCGCUCGAGAAGAGCUGCCAGAUUGGAACGAGGUGCUCCCGCCGUGGGAUCGGGAGGAGGAUGAGGUGUUUCCCCCGGGGCCCUACCACCCUUCUUCCAACUACAUCCGGCCUCGGACGCUGCACCCCCCCGCUGCCUCGCGCCGCCGCCACUACCACCACGCCCUGCCACCUUCGCGCCACUAUCCUGGCGGCGAGGCCCAAGCAAGGCGAGCGCAGGAGGAGGCGGAGGCGGAGGAGCGCCGGCUGCAGGAGCAGGAGGAGUUGGAGAAUUACAUAGAGCACGUGCUGCUCCAACGUCCGUGA